UCUUGAAGGCACACCGGAAGGCUACGCUCUGCUAGUUUAUUACGUCCUCUGUUUUCCUCUGUUAUCUAAAGGAGAUGUGGCCACCGCCCUCCGCUUUCGAGCUCGCCGGAGCGCCGGGAUAUUCCCGGUCGUCGCCUCGGAGGAGAAGGGAAAUCAUGGACUAUGUCUUCUCUUCGGGUCGGAUCCAGGCCUCUGCCGUUCCCUUCUCCUGGGAGCGACGUCCGGGCAUCUCCAAGACCGCUGCUGCGGCCGGCGGGUUCGGCCACCUCCUCCCCCUGCCUCCCGCCCCUGCCGCCUCCCACAGGAAGCGAUCCGCCGCAUCCCACAGGAAUCGAUCCGCCACCUCCGCCGGAGACGAGGACCCCUUCGCCGUCGCGCUGGCGGAGUGCGCCAAGCGCCCGCCGGGCCCCUCCAUCGAGGAGCUCUUCACGCCGAGACGAGCCGCCACGGCGACCCGACAGCAGCCGGUUUCGUCGUCGGCGCGGUCUAUCUCCGACCUCCUGGGCCUCCACGCCGUCUCGUGCAAGGCCAGGUGCGCCGUCGCCGACUCCGUCGUCUUCCUGCCACGCUCUCCCGGUCCGCAAGGCAGCGCCUCGUUUCCGUACGGUAUUUCGUCGGCGUGGUCGAUCUCCGACCGCCUGGAUCUCAUCGCCGGCUCGUGCAAGGCCACGUGCCCCGUCGCCGACUCCGCCGUCUACGUGCCUCGCCGUCCCGGCCGCGAGGAAGCGCCUCGCUGCCGUACCAUCUGUCGAACCGCGGGUUCGGCUAAGCCGGACCGGCCCAACAAGUGGCAAAAGAAGCAGCCAGCCCAACAAUAGUGGCGGCGCCCCACACAAUUGGCCCAAUAGUAGAUAAAUCGGGAAAGGACAUCGAAGUGGCCCCAUGUGGCCCUAAGUCCAGAACCAUGCAAUGUACGUUAAUAAAAUAAUUGCAUGCAAUAUUUAAUUAUUA
Messenger RNA from Zingiber officinale, 951 nucleotides. RefSeq lists its product as uncharacterized. The transcript has a single exon. Lineage: Eukaryota; Viridiplantae; Streptophyta; Magnoliopsida; Zingiberales; Zingiberaceae. The record is from RefSeq and is a predicted model, not a curated record. The coding region runs from base 75 to 818 and encodes 247 amino acids.